Amaranthus tricolor (Joseph's coat) is the source of this 1289-nucleotide messenger RNA. RefSeq names its product albumin-2-like. Lineage: Eukaryota; Viridiplantae; Streptophyta; Magnoliopsida; Caryophyllales; Amaranthaceae. The record is from RefSeq and is a predicted model, not a curated record. The coding region runs from base 324 to 803 and encodes 159 amino acids. The transcript has 2 exons.
ACUACUCUAUAUAUAUAUGUCAUCGUAAUUACUCAGGGCCGGCCCUAUGGAGGGCAAGCUGGACUUAUGCUAAGGGUCCACUUUCAUAAAUUAGAAAACCUUCCAAACCUUAAUGUCCGAUUCCAACAAUCAGUUAGUCUCUUGAGAGACCGUCUCUUUAAGAGACGGAUCUCAAGCCCAGCCCAUUAAAAAUUAAUACAUACUUACCGUAUUCUUAAUGUCUAUUUACAUUAUCUUUAAUGCAAAUCACAAUUUACUGGGAUUGGAAAACCAAGUGCUCGACUCGCCAAUGGUUAUCUUCACCUAGCUAAAUAAUCAGGAAAAUGUCGAACCCAAUCUAUGUAACUGCUGCUUUCAGAUCAGGACACAAAAAUCAAGCUUACAUAUUUAUGAAGAAGGAAUAUCUGAUUGAAGAAGUAAAUCCAGGUACUUGUGAUGACAAAAUACUUUACGGACCAGCGAAAGUUAAUGAAUAUUCUGCAUCUCUUAAGGGCACAGUUUUUGGAGAUAAGGGAAUCGAUUGUGCUUUCCCAUCUCAAGAAAAAGGAGUUGCAUUCAUCUUCAGUGGCCACCUUUGUGCCAAAUGGUCCUACGGUUUAGAAACUGCAGAAAAUAAGCUCCUGGUUGGGCCUUCCCCAAUUGAAGAGGUAUUCCCUUAUUUGAAGGGUACUGUUUUUGUAAAUGGGUUGGAUGCUGCUUUUGAGACAUCACGCCCUUAUGAAGUUUACCUGUUUAAGGGAGAUAAAUAUGUUCGUAUCAACUAUGAGGGUGCUGGAAAAGUGUUGAACACCAGCCGUCUUUAAGAGGGACUAUCUUUGAAAAUGGAUUUGACGCUGCUUUUUCUUUGGAUCACGAUACUUAUCCGAAUUCAGUGUAUUUGUUUAAAGGAGAUACCUAUGCUCGUGUCACAUACACACCUGGUACGACAGUUAAUGAGAAGCUCGACAACUUGGCAAAAAUUACGACCUACUGGAAGGGUUUAGGAAGCGUCUUGCCUCGUUUUGAAUGAAUAUUAUAUAUGCUCGUUUUGUUAAAUUAAUGUCUGACUAUGUUUUCAUUAUUAUUGUUGUUGAUUUUACAUUACUACUAUUAUUUAAUUCGUACUAUGUCGUUUAUGUUGUCUGAAAUCAUCCUAGGAUGAAUUAAGGUCUUGAUCGAGGGUAUUACCUGCAACAAUAUAUGUGUUGUCCCAUAAGUUCAGGCUCGUUGCCUUGGCUUUAUUUGCAUUAUGUUUUCAUGUUCUUGUAUUUCAAUAUUAUCAAAUAAAUAUUUGUCUUCGUUCUACGGAA